Messenger RNA from [Torrubiella] hemipterigena, 1992 nucleotides. NCBI's taxonomy places the organism in Eukaryota, Fungi, Ascomycota, Sordariomycetes, Hypocreales, Clavicipitaceae. The record is from the annotation of a GenBank genome assembly.
AGCACCUGAGCUCCCUUCUACAGUGGCUUGAUCGUGCAGGAACAGGCGGGUUAGUGUGCGCUAUUGCAGUGCGUGCUCAGUGCUCAAGCCCGCUCGUCAUCGCCAGGCACACUGGGAGGAUCGGCCACUGCUCCACUCGUCCACUUCGUGUUGGGCUUCCUAGCGCUGUUUCGAGCCCCUGGCGUCGUCUUCCUUGAUUCCCCUCUCUUCAGUGGACUCAUGCCAGUGCCAAUGCCAGCCAGACGCCUGUUAGUGAUCCCAUCAGGCUGGGCGUCCCCUCUUCUUCACUUCCACUCGCCCCUUUCUUGUUUAUCUGCCUCUUGGUUCUCACACCACAGUUUAGCUCUUGCCACCCUUUUCUCUUCAUCACCGUUUAGCUUCUUCAAGCAGUCACUCUUUUUCUUUCGAUCAUCUUGAUCCUUUACGCUCCCUUACCAACUUGUCAAGUAGUCUCGCUAACUAGCAGUUCACUUGAUAUACCACCACUCUCUUUAUCAACAUCGUCGUGAGCUUGCUGGAUUUGCCACGAUAUCAACAGUUCCUUCUUUUCAGUUUUAACCAACAAACACCACCAACAUCAAGAUGAAGACCACCUUCGCUCUUGUCGGCGCUCUCGCUGCCGUCGCCAACGCCAACAUCUACCACCGUGAUGGCCACAUGUUCUUCCCUCGCAACGGCACCACCGUUCACUCCACUGGCGCUGCUGAUGCCAUCACCACCUUGACCGUCAAGGCCACCCAGACUCACACCGUCACCAGCUGCAAGCCCACUGUCACCAACUGCCCCGUUGGCAAGCCCGGCAUGAGCAGCGUCCCCGAGUCUGACCGUGUCACUCACAUUGCCACCCACACCGUUGUUCUCACCACCACGGAAUGCCCCGUCUCUGAGGCUCACAAGAUCUCCUCCAGCGUCGUCUCUGACCACAGCGAAGGCAAGAUCACUGGCUCUACCGUCACUGAGGUCAUCCCUGCCACCACUCCCGCCCAGGUCCCCGCUGGCUACACCACCUCUGUUGCUAGCAUUGUCACUGACAAGACUCUCACCAUGACCCUCGGCGACCAGGGCAGCCAGUCUGUCGUCAAGACCGUCAUCCACUCUACUAUCAAGUCUACCGUCACUGUUCCUUGCGACAAGGCUGAGCCUACCACCACCACCACUGCUACCCGCACCUCGACUCGCACUGUCACCAUCUCCAAGGCUAAGACUUCUGCUGUCCCCAAGCCUUCUGGUGACGAGUCUUGCCACGGCCCUGCCCCUACCGUCACUGUGACCGUCACUCCCGCCACCGUCACUGUCCCUGCUUCCACUGUCUACGUCACCGUUCCUUGCGGCGCCAACCAGACUCCCGCUAGCAACCCUCCCGCCGUUUCCCAGAAGGCUGACAACGGCAACACUGGCAACGACAACAAGCAGCCCGAGGCCCAGAAGACUUCUGACUGCCCCCCUGAUGUCACCACCACCAUGGCCAAGGUUGUCACCGUUGUUCCUUACCCCAAGAACAACGGUACCUCCCCUGAGUCUGGCAAGGCCAAGCCCACCGGCUCUACUCCCAUCCGCCACUAAAUGGUUUUGAUGAGGUGUGCGAGCCACGGCCUCCCAUUGACUAAGCCGACUUACGGCUUUGUCUGUACAAAGUAACCAUGGGAUUUUUGGGUAGAAACGGGUCUAUACAAACUUAGAACGGCAGCGAUCAUUUUUUAUUAUUUGACUUUGGCAGAAGAUGGAAAUGGAAAUCUUACAACAUGCUUCCCUGUAAAGGGGGCAUUGAGAAAGACUAUGCUAAAAAUACAUCGACUUCUAUGUUGGAACAGAUGAAUACAAAUUGUUGCUAUCCAGGUCAACCAGUCUGCUUCUUGCUGUGGUUCCUGAAUCUUCAUAUUCUCACGUACAUAGAUAUUUACUUUCAUUUGGAUUGAAUUCACUCUUGGAUACAACCAUGGCUCGCUGCAACCAUCAAGUUCUAUCAUUGUGUUGAUGUCCUCUUAAUUGUGC